This is a messenger RNA of Orcinus orca (killer whale), 1037 nucleotides long. It is a transcript of the gene SPP2, whose product is annotated as secreted phosphoprotein 2. The transcript has 7 exons. Lineage: Eukaryota; Metazoa; Chordata; Mammalia; Artiodactyla; Delphinidae. The record is from RefSeq and is a predicted model, not a curated record. Gene Ontology annotation, biological process: bone remodeling. Gene Ontology annotation, cellular component: extracellular region. The coding region runs from base 175 to 762 and encodes 195 amino acids.
UUCCCUAGGAAGAGGCAGCAGUAAAUAUUGACUGCAGGAUCAAUUGUCUCUGUUGAAGCCGCAGUCUGCUUCAGUCAGAGUGAGCAAGCCAGGUCACACUGGAUAAAGAGCUGCUUUCAGGACGACUGGUCACCCCCAAACACAUAGACACAAUCUGCUGGGAUCGGAACUGAAAUGAUACUUCCCAGAAUGGAGAAGAUGGUGAUGAAGGUGCUGAUUAUGUUUGUCCUUGGAACGAACUACUGGUUCCACUACUGUGCAGGUUUUCCCGUGUAUGACUAUGACCCGUCUUCCUUGAGGGAAGCUGUCAGCGCCUCCGUGGCAAAAGUGAAUUCCCAGUCGCUGAGCCCCUAUCUGUUUCGGGCGUUCAGAAGCUCAGUUAGAAGAGUCAACAUCCUGGAUGAGGACAGCUUGACCAUGGACAUAGAGCUCCGCAUCCGGGAGACGACGUGCAGGAGGGGCUCUGGGGAAGACCCCGCCACCUGUGACUUCCAGAGGGGCUACUACGUGCCGGCAGUUGCUUGCAGAAGCACCGUGUGGGUGUCUGCUGAGCAGGUGCAGGACGUGUGGGUUCGCUGCCAGUGGUCCUCCAGCUCCUCCGAGUCUAACAGCAGUGAAGAGAUGGUUUUGGGAGAUAUCUUGGGAUCCUCUACAUCAAGAAACAGUUAUCUGCUUGGGAUCAUGAGAAGGGGCUUUCCUCCUGGAAAUAGAAGGGGCCUGAACCUGUGGCCCAGAGCAAGAAUAAACACUGGCUUUGAGUGACAGCCUUGAGCAAAAUGCAUUGGAAGGAAUAGAAGUUCCAAUGAAGAAAGAUACUUUACAAAUUGUGUGAUUUUUCUUUUGAUCAGUUCCAGUCGAUAAUAAAUGGCUUACUUCUCCUCUUUCUUUCAUCGCUUGAUCUUUUCUUUUCUUUUCUUUUCUUUUCUUUUUAAUAGGAGUAACUCUCACAUUUUUAGAUGAGAAGCUAAUGCCAUGAGGAGAGUUCACUCAGUGUCUCUGCCCGCGGGCCUGCUGACCCCCAAGGAAAGGCAGUGCCG